Molecule: messenger RNA, 1890 nt
Organism: Lathyrus sativus (Indian pea)
Lineage: Eukaryota; Viridiplantae; Streptophyta; Magnoliopsida; Fabales; Fabaceae
Source: the annotation of a GenBank genome assembly
AUGGACAUGGAAGAUGAUCCUGAUUAUGAUAUCUUCAGAGACGAAGACGAAGAUCCUGAUGCUCAACUUCACACAGAAAAUGAUUCCAACAAAGAAUACGUGGUUUAUCUCGUCGAUGCAUCUCCUAAAAUGUUCACCACUACUUGUCUAUCGGAAAACCAAGACCCUGAAACUCACUUCCAGAUUGCUCUUAGUUGCAUCUCUCUCUCGCUCAGGGCUCAGAUCAUCAACAAAUCCUAUGAUCAAGUUUCCAUAUGCUUCUAUAACACAAGGGAGAAAAAGAAUUUACAAGACCUAAAUGGUGUUUAUGCAUUUCAUCUUCCUGAAGGAGAUUAUCUAGAUAGGCCUACAGCUAGGUUUAUCAAAGAAUUUGAUAAUCUCCACGAUUCUUUUUCCAAAAGCAUUGGAAGCCAUCACGGUGUCUUGCCAGGAAGUCGAGAGAAUCCUCUCUACAAUGCUAUCUGGGUGGCUCAAGCACUUCUUCGGAAAGGGUCCGCAAAGACAGUCAAUAAACGCAUACUUUUGUUCACAAAUGAAGAUGAUCCUUUUGGGUGUCUCAAAGGGGCUGUAAAAUCUGACAUGACAAGAACCACACUGCAGAGAGCUAAAGACGCACAGGAUCUUGGCAUAACAAUUGAGCUUCUUCCAUUGAGUUCCCCUGAUGAAAUGUUCGACUUAUCUAAAUUCUAUGUUGAUUUGAUUGGCUUGGAAGGAGAUGAGCUUGUUAACUUUAUGGCAUCAGCAGGAAACAGAUUGGAGGAUAUGAAAGAUCAGUUAAGAAAGCGCAUGUUUACGAAACGCAGAGUCAAAAAAUUUAAAUUCACAAUAGUUGAUGGGCUAUCAAUAGAGCUUAGUUCAUAUGCUUUAAUUCGUCCCACUGUUCCUGGAUCAAUCACAUGGCUUGAUUCCAUUACUAAUCGUCCUUUGAAGAGUGAAAGAACUUUCAUUUGUGCUGAUACUGGUGCAUUGGUGGAAGAAUCUACCAGGCGGUUUCAUCCUUAUAAAAACCAGGAUAUUAUAUUUUCUGUGAAGGAGCUAUCUGAAAUUAAGAGAGUUGCUACUGGACAUCUACAUCUUUUAGGGUUCAAGCCAUUGAGUUGCUUGAGAGAUUAUUACAACUUGAAGCCAUCAACUUUCCUUUAUCCAAGCGACGAGGGUACAGAUGGUAGCAUGUGUACCUUCAUUGCCCUUCAUAAGUCCAUGAUACAGCUCAACCGUUUUGCAGUUGCAUUCAGUGGUAGUUCAUCUCGACCUCAAUUGGUUGCCCUUAUUGCGCAGGACGAGGUUAUCCAAUCUGGUGGUCAGAUUGAGCCGCCUGGAAUGCAAAUGAUCUAUCUUCCAUAUUCUGAUGACAUCAGACUUGUUGAAGAGCGUCAUUCAGAUACUAGUGGGGUGCCUAAAGCAAGUGCUGAUCAGAUAAAAAAGGCAUCUGAUUUAAUUAAGCGUUUGGACUUAAAAGACUUUUCUGUAUUCCAGUUUACCAACCCUGCCUUGCAGAGACAUUAUGCAGUAUUGGAGGCAUUAGCUUUGGAAGAAGACGAGAUUCCAGAAAUCAAAGAUGAAACAUUACCUGACGAGGAAGGCUUGGCCAGACCAGGAGUGGUAAGGGUAUUAGAAGAAUUCAAGACUUCUAUAUACGGGGAGAAUUAUGAUGAGGAAAGUGAACAAGGCACCGGAAAGCCAACUGAAGCCUCCAAGAAACGAAAAGCGCAUAGUGAGUUUGCUAAGAAAGAGUGUGAGAGCUAUGAUUGGGGUGAGCUCGCCGAUUCUGGAAAGUUGAAGGAUUUGACAAUGGUGGAGUUAAAGUAUUAUCUCACAGGACACAAUCUUCCUGUUUCUGGGAAGAAGGAAGCUAUUGUUAGCCGAAUAUUAACUCAUAUGGGAAAAUGA